AUGGCUAAAAAGGAUGUUAAGCCCAGGCUGAUUCGAUGGGUUUUGUUGUUACAAGAGUUUGAUUUGGAAAUCAAGGACAAGAAAGGAACAAAAAACCAGGUGGCGGAUCACCUUUCGAGACUAGAGAACAUUGAGACCCAAAGAAAGGAGAAAGAAAUAGAAGUCUGCUUCCCUGAUGAAAAAUUUAUGGUUAUGUGUGAUAAAGAACCAUGGGUUGUGAGUGCCUAUCAUUUACUGACCAAUGGUCAGGCCAAAGUGUCUAAUAGGGAAAUCAAAUUCAUCUUGGAAAAAGUGGCCAACACCUCCAGGAAGGAUUGGGCGCAAAGGCUUGAUGAGGCUCUUUGGGCCUACCUCACUGCCUAUAAGAUGCCCAUAGACAUGUCCCCAUAUGCGCUGCUAAAUUUGGACUUAGCAAAUGCAAGAGAUGCGAGAAAACUUCAGUUGAACGAGUUAGUUGAAUGUCACACCACCACAUACGAAAAUGCUAAGCUCUACAAGGAACAGAUGAAGAAAUGGCACGUUAGCAAAAUCUGUGAGCUCAAGUCACGGUGGUCUGAGCCUUUCAUUGUGAAAGAAGUUUUCCCCAAUGGUGUCGUUGAAUUAUCAAGUGAGGAUGGAAGUAAUGUAUUCAAGGUCAAUGGUUAG
This is a messenger RNA of Benincasa hispida (wax gourd), 645 nucleotides long. RefSeq lists its product as uncharacterized. Lineage: Eukaryota; Viridiplantae; Streptophyta; Magnoliopsida; Cucurbitales; Cucurbitaceae. Gene Ontology annotation, molecular function: nucleic acid binding. The record is from RefSeq and is a predicted model, not a curated record.